Acipenser ruthenus (sterlet) is the source of this 2318-nucleotide messenger RNA. Its product is annotated as kynurenine--oxoglutarate transaminase 3-like. The transcript has 15 exons. The record is from RefSeq and is a predicted model, not a curated record. Gene Ontology annotation, biological process: biosynthetic process. NCBI's taxonomy places the organism in Eukaryota, Metazoa, Chordata, Actinopteri, Acipenseriformes, Acipenseridae. Gene Ontology annotation, molecular function: L-kynurenine:2-oxoglutarate transaminase activity; pyridoxal phosphate binding. Gene Ontology annotation, cellular component: mitochondrion; cytoplasm. The coding region runs from base 252 to 1619 and encodes 455 amino acids.
CAUCGACGAGCAAAUCACAGUACAGUCUAAACAGGUAGCUUGUGGUCGGACACAUUUGGAUGUUACGCCACUGAACAAAGCUCAUUUUACACGAACGAACAUAUCUAGUUUGUCCAUUCGGUUUCCUGGGUGGAUUUUCAGAUGCAGUUGUGCAGAAGAUAGAAAUUAAGACACAUGCAUUGACACGCUGUUCAACAAAGCAAAGGAGCAAAACCAACACGAAACAAGAACGUGACAAUACAACGUGUGUGAUGAACAUUGCUCGUCAUUCACUGAGCUGCUACCAUUCAGCUCGUCAUUUCCUGAAGAAAUACACACUUUCGAGGUUUCAUCACUUUUCAACUUCAGCAAUGGCUUCCUUUAAACAUAAAAAUGCAAAAAGAAUUGAAGGUCUUGACAAGAAUGUCUGGGUUGCGUUUACUUCAGUGGCUGCAGACCCUUCAAUAGUGAACCUGGGACAGGGAUUACCAGACCUCCCACCUCCAUCCUAUGUCAAGGAAGGACUGGCUAAAGCUGCAUCAGUUGACAGGCUGAAUCAAUACACUCGGGGUUUUGGACACCCUACAUUGGUAAAGGCCCUUUCUGAAGUCUAUGGAAGAGUGUACGGGCGUCAGAUUGAUCCAUUCAAAGAAGUCCUGGUGACAGUGGGAGGUUACGGCUCUCUGUUUAGCAUCAUGCAGGGACUGGUGGAAGAGGGAGACGAGGUGAUAAUCAUUGAACCUUUCUUUGAUUGUUAUGAGCCAAUGGUUCGAAUGGCAGGAGCAAAGCCAGUCUUUAUUCCAUUAAGACUUAAAGCAGAAGGAGGUGCCACAAUCUCCAGCGCUGACUUUGCGCUUGAUCCAGAUGAGCUUGCAAGUAAAUUCAAUUCCAGGACUAAAGGCAUAAUAAUAAACACUCCGAACAAUCCAAUAGGAAAGAUCUUCACCAAGGAAGAGCUUCAGGUGAUUGCCGAUCUCUGUAUCAAACAUGACACACUGUGCUUCAGCGAUGAGGUCUAUGAAUGGCUGGUAUACAGUGGACAUAAACACGUUAAAAUAGCUACUCUGCCUGGCAUGUGGGAACGAACAGUAACAAUUGGAAGUGCUGGGAAGACAUUCAGUGUAACUGGCUGGAAGCUUGGCUGGUCAAUUGGUCCUGAGCAUUUAAUAAAACAUUUACAAACGGUCCACCAGAACAGCCUUUACACCUGUCCUACUCCUUUGCAGGAAGCAGUGGCGCAAGGCUUCCUACACAAUUUCAGUCUCAUGGAUGAUCCCGAGUGCUACUUUUACUCCCUGCCAAGAGAACUGCAGGGAAAACGGGAUCGGAUGGCCAAGUUUCUCCAAGCUGCAGGCAUGAGGCCUGUCCUUCCAGAGGGGGGCUACUUCAUGAUUGUUGAUGUUUCUGGGCUUAAAAAGGACCUGUCCGACAUGGAGGGAGUUGAGCCCUAUGAUUAUAAAUUUGUAAAAUGGAUGAUAAAGGAAAAGAAACUGGCAGCUAUUCCAAUUACAGCAUUCUGCGGGGCUGAAUCUACGAAGCAAUUUGAAAAAUACAUCCGCUUGUGUUUCAUCAAGAACGAUAGCACGUUGGAUGCAGCCGAAGCAAUUCUGAAAGACUGGAACAAAGACUUGUCUGUUUGAUAAAAUGCACUCUACUGUUUUUCUUUCGGGGAGAUUCGUGAAAGGCUCUUUCUUUAGGUUAUUUGUAGACCUGUGAUGCUGCUUCUAUUGUUGAAUUCAGCCGAUACAAUACAUGCUUGUGACAGGGCUAGGAGCCCUGCACAUGAAAAGGGGGCAUACAAACAUUUUCUUUAAAGGUGGUUAUCAAUAAUCAGUCCCUAGUUCCUAGCUUUAGUAACUAGAGUAGGUGUGUUUCCAUUAAUAUUCGGAGGGGUAAAGCUGUUCUUGGGUUUCUUGAGAGUCACUGUCGAUCCCAAUAAUAAAACCUCUGUUUUUGAAGGGUUUAGUUUCAACCAGUUUAAAUUAAGCCAGCUAUCCACCUUUGACAGGUAGCACUCCUGGUUGUGUUUGUCAUGUUCAUUUAACAAAAAUUGAUUUGCUGAUCUAUUUUAUUUACAAAGUCAAUUUGUUUCUGUAGCAUUUGUAUAGAAAAUAUGGUGCUUUACUGUAGGCGGUAGGUUUAUCAAUAACCAGAGCCCUCACAAGUUUAAAAGACAGUCCACAUUGAUGAAGUUUGGUUAUGUUUGUUUGAACUGUAAGGCGCUAACGUGGAACUAAAAAAGAUUUAAUGUUUUCUCAAAAGAUAUAUAUAAUAUUUUGAAAACAAAUUGCUGCUUGUUUGCGUUCCCUAAUUGAAAUAAAUGAAUACAACAAAAAAAA